This is a messenger RNA of Balaenoptera acutorostrata (minke whale), 5918 nucleotides long. RefSeq names its product phospholipase C gamma 1 (gene PLCG1). Bases 244 to 4119 code for a protein of 1291 amino acids. Gene Ontology annotation, biological process: positive regulation of epithelial cell migration; phospholipid catabolic process; phosphatidylinositol-mediated signaling. Gene Ontology annotation, molecular function: protein binding; phosphatidylinositol-4,5-bisphosphate phospholipase C activity; calcium ion binding. The record is from RefSeq and is a predicted model, not a curated record. The transcript has 33 exons. NCBI's taxonomy places the organism in Eukaryota, Metazoa, Chordata, Mammalia, Artiodactyla, Balaenopteridae.
CUGCGGCCGGGCCUGUGCGGGACAGUGGGCUGGGCAGCCGGCUGUGCGUGUGCGACUGACGGCCGGGCCGGCGCGAGGCUGCCGCGCGUGACGGGGCCGGCCGUGGCCACCAGGCUGUGUCCGGGGCCUCGUGAGGAGCCGCCGCCGGGGUCUGCUCGCCCGCCGCCUCCGCCGCCGCCGCCGCCAGCUCGCUCCCGGCGGGCCUGCGCCGCGGCCGACUGUGCCGCCCCCAGCGCCGGAGCCAUGGCGGGCGCCGCGUCCCCCUGCGCCAACGGCUGCGGGCCCGGCGCGCCCUCGGACGCCGAGGUGCUGCACCUCUGCCGCAGCCUCGAGGUGGGCACCGUCAUGACUUUGUUCUACUCCAAGAAGUCGCAGCGGCCCGAGCGGAAGACCUUCCAGGUCAAGCUGGAGACGCGGCAGAUCACGUGGAGCCGUGGCGCCGACAAGAUCGAGGGGGCCAUUGACAUUCGAGAAAUCAAGGAGAUCCGCCCGGGGAAGACCUCACGGGACUUCGAUCGCUACCAAGAGGAUCCUGCUUUUCGACCGGACCAGUCGCACUGCUUUGUCAUCCUGUAUGGAAUGGAAUUCCGCCUGAAGACCCUGAGCCUACAAGCUACGUCUGAGGAUGAAGUGAACAUGUGGAUCAAGGGCCUGACUUGGCUGAUGGAGGAUACAUUGCAGGCGGCCACACCCUUGCAGAUUGAGAGGUGGCUGCGGAAGCAGUUCUACUCAGUGGACCGGAAUCGUGAGGAUCGUAUAUCAGCCAAGGACCUGAAGAACAUGCUGUCCCAGGUCAACUACCGGGUCCCCAACAUGCGCUUCCUCCGAGAGCGGCUGACGGACCUGGAGCAGCGCACCAGCGACAUCACCUACGGGCAGUUUGCUCAGCUGUACCGCAGCCUCAUGUACAGCGCCCAGAAGACGAUGGACCUCCCCUUCCUGGAAGCCAGUGCCCUGAGGGCGGGGGAGCGGCCGGAGCUCUGCCGGGUGUCCCUUCCUGAGUUCCAGCAGUUCCUUCUCGAGUACCAGGGGGAGCUGUGGGCUGUCGACCGGCUCCAGGUGCAGGAGUUCAUGCUCAGCUUCCUCCGAGACCCCUUGCGAGAGAUCGAGGAGCCUUACUUCUUCCUGGAUGAGUUUGUCACCUUCCUGUUCUCCAAGGAGAACAGCAUAUGGAACUCGCAGCUGGACGCCGUGUGCCCGGACACCAUGAACAACCCCCUGUCCCACUACUGGAUCUCUUCCUCGCACAACACGUACCUGACCGGGGACCAGUUUUCCAGCGAGUCCUCCCUGGAAGCCUACGCCCGCUGCCUGCGGAUGGGCUGCCGCUGCAUCGAGUUGGACUGCUGGGACGGUCCAGACGGGAUGCCAGUCAUUUACCACGGACACACCCUGACCACCAAGAUCAAGUUCUCAGACGUCCUGCACACCAUCAAGGAGCAUGCCUUUGUGGCCUCAGAGUACCCGGUCAUCUUGUCCAUCGAGGACCACUGCAGCAUCGCCCAGCAGAGGAACAUGGCUCAGUACUUCAAGAAAGUGCUCGGGGACACGCUUCUCACCAAGCCCGUGGACAUUGCUGCUGAUGGGCUCCCCUCACCCAGCCAGCUCAAGAGGAAGAUCCUCAUCAAGCACAAGAAGCUGGCUGAGGGCAGUGCCUAUGAAGAGGUGCCUACGUCCGUGAUGUACUCUGAGAACGACAUCAGCAACUCCAUCAAGAACGGCAUCCUCUACCUGGAGGACCCCGUGAAUCAUGAGUGGUAUCCCCACUACUUCGUUCUGACCAGUAGCAAGAUCUACUACUCCGAGGAGACCAGCAGUGACCAGGGCAACGAGGACGAGGAGGAGCCCAAGGAGGCCAGUGGCAGCACAGAGCUGCACUCCAAUGAGAAGUGGUUUCACGGGAAGCUCGGGGCGGGACGGGACGGGCGGCACAUCGCUGAGCGCCUGCUCACGGAGUACUGCAUCGAGACCGGGGCCCCCGACGGCUCCUUCCUCGUGCGCGAGAGCGAGACCUUCGUGGGCGACUACACCCUCUCCUUCUGGCGGAACGGCAAAGUCCAGCACUGCCGGAUCCACUCCCGGCAGGACGCAGGGACCCCCAAGUUCUUCCUGACAGACAACCUCGUCUUCGACUCACUCUAUGACCUCAUCACACACUACCAGCAGGUGCCCCUGCGCUGCAACGAAUUUGAGAUGCGCCUCUCAGAACCCGUCCCGCAGACCAACGCCCACGAGAGCAAAGAGUGGUACCACGCGAGCCUGACCAGAGCGCAGGCCGAGCACAUGCUGAUGCGUGUCCCCCGGGACGGGGCCUUCCUGGUGCGGAAACGGAAUGAGCCCAACUCAUAUGCCAUCUCCUUCCGGGCUGAGGGCAAGAUCAAGCACUGCCGUGUCCAGCAGGAGGGCCAGACCGUGAUGCUGGGCAACUCAGAGUUUGACAGCCUCGUGGACCUCGUCAGUUACUACGAGAAGCACCCCCUGUACCGCAAGAUGAAGCUACGCUAUCCCAUCAACGAGGAGGCGCUGGAGAAGAUCGGCACAGCGGAGCCCGACUACGGGGCCCUGUAUGAAGGCCGCAACCCCGGCUUCUACGUGGAGGCGAACCCCAUGCCGACUUUCAAGUGCGCCGUCAAAGCUCUCUUCGACUACAAGGCCCAGAGAGAGGACGAGCUGACUUUCACCAAGAGCGCCAUUAUCCAGAACGUGGAGAAGCAGGAAGGAGGCUGGUGGCGUGGUGACUAUGGUGGGAAGAAGCAGCUGUGGUUCCCGUCAAACUACGUGGAGGAGAUGGUCAGCCCUGCGGCCCUGGAGCCUGAGAGGGAGCACUUGGACGAGAACAGCCCCCUGGGGGACUUGCUGCGGGGGGUCUUGGAUGUGCCGGCUUGUCAGAUAGCCAUCCGUCCUGAGGGCAAGAACAAUCGGCUCUUCGUCUUCUCCAUCAGCAUGGCAUCGGUGGCACACUGGUCCCUAGAUGUGGCUGCCGACUCACAGGAGGAGCUGCAGGACUGGGUGAAGAAGAUCAGGGAGGUGGCCCAGACAGCCGAUGCCAGGCUCACUGAGGGGAAGAUGAUGGAGCGGAGGAAGAAGAUCGCCCUGGAGCUCUCCGAGCUUGUCGUCUACUGCCGGCCUGUUCCCUUCGACGAAGAGAAGAUCGGCACAGAACGCGCCUGCUACCGGGACAUGUCGUCCUUCCCGGAAACCAAGGCUGAGAAGUACGUGAACAAGGCCAAAGGCAAGAAGUUCCUCCAGUACAACCGGCUGCAGCUCUCCCGCAUCUACCCCAAGGGCCAGCGGCUGGACUCCUCCAAUUACGACCCCUUGCCCAUGUGGAUCUGUGGCAGUCAGCUGGUGGCCCUCAACUUCCAGACCCCAGACAAGCCUAUGCAGAUGAACCAGGCCCUCUUCCUGGCCGGCGGGCACUGUGGCUACGUGCUGCAGCCGAGCAUCAUGCGCGACGAGGCCUUCGACCCCUUUGACAAGAGCAGCCUCCGCGGGCUGGAGCCGUGUGCCAUCUGCAUCGAGGUGCUGGGGGCCCGGCAUCUGCCGAAGAAUGGCCGAGGCAUCGUGUGUCCUUUCGUGGAGAUUGAGGUGGCCGGUGCUGAGUAUGACAGCACCAAGCAGAAGACGGAGUUUGUGGUGGACAAUGGACUGAACCCCAUGUGGCCAGCCAAGCCCUUCCACUUCCAGAUCAGUAACCCCGAAUUCGCCUUCCUGCGCUUUGUGGUGUAUGAGGAAGACAUGUUUAGUGACCAGAACUUCCUAGCUCAGGCUACCUUCCCGGUGAAGGGUCUGAAGACAGGAUACAGAGCGGUGCCUCUGAAGAACAACUAUAGUGAGGACCUGGAGUUGGCCUCCCUGCUCGUCAAGGUCGACGUUUUCCCUGCCAAGCAGGAGAACGGCGACCUCAGUCCCUUUGGGGGUGCGUCCCUGCGGGAGCGGGGCUGCGACACCUCGGGCCAGCUGUUUCACGGCCGGGCCCGGGAAGGCUCCUUCGAAGCUCGCUACCAGCAGCCAUUUGAGGACUUCCGCAUCUCCCAGGAGCAUCUCGCCGACCAUUUUGACAGUCGGGAACGAAGGGCCCCGCGAAGGACUCGGGUCAAUGGAGACAACCGCCUCUAGCUGUGCCCCAGCCUCGUUGAGAGCAGCGGGUGCUGUGCACCUCACGGAGGGCCGUGGACUGGGUUCCUAGAAAGCUGCCUGCGUGGCAGCCUUCCUGGCCUUGCCACCUGGAGCCUGGAUUCCAGCAGUGGACGCUAGAUGGAAAGCAUGCUGUUAAUGAAAUGUAUCACUCACUAUUCGGGGCCUCCAUGCCCCAGCUCUGGGUGAAGGCAAAAACUGUACUGUGUCUCGCAUUUAAGCACACACAUCUGGCCCUGCCUUCUGGAGAUGGAGCCUUCCGUCUGUGGGACCAGGACCACGGCCGCAGCCUCUCAGAGAGAGAGGCUGCCUCAGCCGGCAGCACGGGAGGCUCUGAGGGGCCACUGACAUUCCUGAGAGGAGGGAAGGAGGAGCAGCUUUGCUGGGCUAGGGCAACGAAGUUUACAUAGUCCUGUAGCUUUAAAACCACAGCCGGGAAGGGAGGGAGGGUAGGUGUUCCCGCAGUUCGGCCCUGGAGCCAGGGCCGAGGAGCACAGAGCCUGCCUGGAGAGGAGGACACAGCACAAGGGCACGUUGCCCACGACCAGGAGCACCACCCAGCCUGACAGACGCGGGGCUGCGUGGGAACAUAGCAGCACUGGGCAGCUGGGCUGCGGAGGGUUAACCCCGAGAGGGCCAGCGGAGGAGGCUGAGCCCUGGGGUGCCCCCUGGAGCGGGGACAGUGACGACGUGCCCAAGGCCACAGCAGCACCUCGGGGCCAUGGGAGGACGAGGGCCCCGGGGCUGGACGUGCUGGGCUGUGGUGCCACCUGCCUGUGGCCUGGACGCAAGCCUGAAGCACCCGCUCACCAGGGUGGACCUGUUUGGGCGCUGGACGUGCUGGGUGGCGACUCCUCCCGCGUGGUCAGCGAGGACGUGCCCGCAUUCACGCCACGUCCCCCGAGAUCCACAGCAAGGCGACAGCUUGGUCAGGACGAUCGGCGCCAGUGGGGCCAGAGUGGAAAAGCCGGUCACCAAGGCAGAGGUCAAGCUGGGCACUGUCCCCGUACGUUAGGAAACUCCUGCACACAAGUAACGUGUCCUCCCUCAGCAAGGCACCCUCCGCAGCCCCAGCAGGCUGGCUGCGAACCCCAAAUCAGACUGAAGACCACUUUCCCUGUUGCAUCGAAAGACCUUGGAUCUGAAUCUGCCGGAUGACAGUGCAAGGGGAUGCUGUCUGAGAUGAUCUCAAGUAUUUGUGAAAUCAAUCAAAUCCUGUUUGCUAAUAGACGUACAUGAUGUUGGAGUAUGGAAUUUUAAAGUUUAUUUUUUGCACACUCUAUUUCUCACGAUCUUCAUUACUUCACAUAGGAUGUAUGAUUUUCUACGUCUUCCACUUUGACCUGAAAGCUGCUUGGUGAGGGGAUUGAGGAAGCAGAAUGAAUGAACUUAUCUGCACUGUGGCAGAACUGUUAUUUUUACGGAUUUUACAGCUCAACUAACAGUGUUACCUUUUCAAGAUUUAUAUAUACUCUUCAGAAGAACCACUGAGCCGUUAAAGCCUUGUUGUUAUUCAAUCCUAAUAGUGAUUCAGUUUUCUAUAGCUUACUUUUAGGAUAGACGGUAAAUUAUUUAACAUCAUAUUAAACUUUCCAUAUCAUGGACUGUAAACCGAAGGAAAUUAUACAAUUUCUGAGAAAACGUAUUGAUUUAUUUAAACUAAUUCUGAAGUUGUAUUUGAAAGUAUGACCUCACAGUCAGCUGUCCAUAGCAAACAUGUCUAUAUAUGGUUGCCAACGUUUGGUUUAUAAUUUAAAUGUUAAUAAAAAUUUUAAAUUUUA